GGUAGUUUCCUCUGCGAGUGACUCAGACUUCAAAACAGUCGCCUAUAUACACAGUUACCCAGGUCUCACACUAAUCACUCAGCUUGCAUUCGAACUGCCAUGAUGUCAACCUCGCAAGAAACCCCCUUUCAAAUCUCCAUCCCCGACGACGCACUCUCCGCCCUCAAAACCCGCCUCUCGCUCACUCGCUUCCCAGACGAGCUGGACGAAGCGGGCUGGGACUACGGUGCCCCUCUAAAGGACAUCCAACGACUCGUAGCGUACUGGAAAGACGGCUACGACUGGAGGAAGCACGAGAGGGAGAUGAAUGAGGGGUUGAGGAUGUUCACGAGGGAUGUGGAGGUGGAGGGGCAUGGGGUUUUGAAUGUGCAUUAUGUGCAUGAGAGGAGUGGGGUGGAUGGGGCGUUGCCUUUGUUUUUCUCUCAUGGGUGGCCGGGAAGUUUCGCGGAGGUGCAGAAGCUGUUACCACUGCUCACAGCAGCGUCCCCAGAUCAUCCCAGCUUCCAUGUCGUAGCCUUCAGCCUACCAGGUUAUGGGUUUUCAGAGGCCCCUCACAAGCCGGGUUUCGCGGGGAAACAAUACGCAGAAGUGGCACACAAACUAAUGCUCGCACUGGGAUAUAACGAGUAUGUCGUACAGGGAGGAGACUGGGGUAACCUCAUCACACGAACGAUGGCGAAGAACUACGGGCCUGAACACGUCAAGGGAUGGCACACCAACAUGCCGCUUGCCUUGGAGCCCUCCCUGUUCUCACAGCCCCUGACGUGGCUUUCGCACAAGCUGAGCACGUAUACUCCACAAGAGAAAGCCCACCUCGCCCGUGGCGAGUUCAUCACCCGUACGGGACGUGGCUAUUUCGAGAUUCAGGCGACGAAGCCUCAGACGAUCGGAUAUUCGAUGGCGGAUUCGCCGGUGGGGUUGUUGGCGUGGAUUUACGAGAAAUUAGUCGUUUGGACGGACGAGUAUGAGUGGAGCGACGAUGAAGUGUUGACGUGGGUGUCGAUAUAUUGGUUCUCGAGAGCGGGGCCUGCGGCGGCCGCGAGGAUAUACUACGAGACGAGACAAUCGGGGGAACGAAAUAAUCCGCCCAUGGGCAUUGUCGUGCCCAUAGGGGUGGCCUACUUUCCAAAAGAACUAAGGGUUCCUCCGCGAAGCUGGAUCCGCAGCGUGGGGAAUGUGGUGUUCGAGUCGGAGCACGACAGAGGUGGGCAUUUCGCAGCGCAUGAGAAUCCGGAGGGGUUGGCGGAUGAUUUGAGAAAGAUGUUUGGGAGGGGAGGACCGGCGUAUGGAGUGGUUCCGGGGAAAACGGGCUAUGCGUGAUUUAUGAUACUCACUAUUGCCAUGUUAUGAAUCAUGUAUACGAGCGAAUAACGAUCAGUAACAAUAAG
Messenger RNA from Stereum hirsutum FP-91666 SS1, 1388 nucleotides. RefSeq names its product alpha/beta-hydrolase. NCBI's taxonomy places the organism in Eukaryota, Fungi, Basidiomycota, Agaricomycetes, Russulales, Stereaceae. Gene Ontology annotation, biological process: epoxide metabolic process. The coding region runs from base 100 to 1320 and encodes 406 amino acids. The transcript has 7 exons. The record is from RefSeq and is a predicted model, not a curated record. Gene Ontology annotation, molecular function: epoxide hydrolase activity.